Tachysurus vachellii is the source of this 3571-nucleotide messenger RNA. RefSeq names its product coiled-coil domain containing 80 (gene ccdc80). The record is from RefSeq and is a predicted model, not a curated record. The transcript has 7 exons. Lineage: Eukaryota; Metazoa; Chordata; Actinopteri; Siluriformes; Bagridae. The coding region runs from base 518 to 3124 and encodes 868 amino acids.
AUGUCUGGAACAACGUCCAGGGAUAAAGACUUUCUUUCCCUGUUUAAUACCCAUUCAUUUUUUUGUCCGUGACCGGGCGCUGCUUUUUCUCCAUCUGAUCCAGGAGUACAUUUGCUGAAUUUCGGGAAAACUUCAGAUCGCACAAUUUGAGGAAUUCCGGGUGAUGGAGGUUUAAAAUGUUCGGAGGAAUUGAAUGACAUCUCGAUACAGAAGUAAGAUGCACAGAUGUGGCGUCGUCAGGACUCAUCGGCGCUACUACAAAUGAAUGAACCGAAUAUCUGAUCGGAGUCUAGACUAAAAUAGACUGAAUUGCAGUGAUUUUUUUUUCCGGUAACCUGUUGCCUGAAAUCUGAUUGGAUUAUUUAGAUAUCUUGAGGGUUGUAUAACACCUGAGCUGAUUGACGUGUUCAUCCUUGGGUACCAGUCUUCAGUAUGUGGCUACAUUAGUCUACUCUCCGUCUUAUGACAUUUGUUGAUUUGUUUCAGCUGUACCUUUACUGAAAUUAAACUGGUAAAAAUGAGUGUGAAGGCCGUGUGUUGGGUCAUUUUUGUGUAUUACUUGGCCUUAGCAGUGUUUGUGUCACAUUGUAGCACAGCUGAUGGUAAACUGGCUGAUCUGAGACUAAACAAAUCAAGGCGUCGGUCAUCCUUUAUGUCAAGACGGAGCUCUGUCUCCUUGGCAGCUCGGCCUAAAGUUAAUGAGAACCCAGAAGCAAUGCAAAAUGAUGACGCAAAUAUUAGACAAAACAGAAGGUUGUUAAGUCAGGCAAGAGGUAUGCAGGGUGGGUUGGAAAACCUCCAGAGAGAUAGUGGUGUUCCCGGAGCAAGGGCUACCCUGUCCCGCAUGCCUAACUCUGCUGGAUCCCCAAAUCUGCUGGCCACAUUUGCCGGGAAAAAUCGUCUACUGGUCAUCUCAGCCCCUCAUGAAUCAGAUGGCUAUUACAGGCUAAUGAUGAGCCUGCUUAAGCCUGAUGUGUACUGUGAGCUGGCUGAAAGACAUGUGCACCAGAUUGUGAUGUUUCACCAGGAGGGAGAGAUUGGUGGAAAAGUCAGACGCAUUACCAAUGUGGGCAAAGUGAUGGAAGAGCCUCUGGAUAUAGCACUCAUCCCACGACUCAUGAACUUUCUCAAGUUAGAAAAAGGGAAGUUUGGUAUGGUGCUUUUGAAAAAGACCCUUCAAGUGGAGGAGCGCUACCCAUACCCAGUGAGGCUGGAGGCCAUGUACGAGGUCAUAGACCAGUCACCCAUGCGAAAGAUGGAGAAGGUAAGACAGAAGGGCUUUGUGCAGAAGUGUAAGGAGGCAGGGGAGGAGGGUCAGGUGGUUGAGGGCAUCCCUAGCACUGUGAGAAGACCACAGAGAAAAGAAGAGCCCACCAGAAGACCCAAACAGGUCACCACCACAUCUACAUCUACACCUACUUCUGCUACUACUACUACUACAAGACCUACUACUACCACAACAACUACAACUACCACCACCCGGCCCCCUACCACUCAUCCCACAACAACCAUCCGCUUUACUACUUCUUCCACACAGGCCACUACCAUCUCCCAGAGACCAACAAAAGCUCAAACAAUCUCACAAUGGGACUCCAAAUCCAAGACCAAGAAUCACCAUCAUAAUAACAGACACAAGUCUAAGAAAAACUCUAUUCAUCCAACCACCCCCUCUUACUUCCAUACCAAAGCCUACACUGCAAAAAAUGGAGACAAUCGUACUGACCGAAAGGACUACAUUCUUAAACAACCUGGUGACCUGCCAAGUCAACACAAGCCAGUCAAAUCUAAGCCAAUUAAGAAAAAAAAUGGAGAUGGUCUGAGUAAUGUAUAUGAAGACAAGCAUAAUGUUGGCAAACCUACAGACACUUACCCAGUAGAAAAAACCUUUGAGAAUGUUCCUAUUAAGAAAGACAAGGACAAGCAGGACAAUAUAGAGAAAAGUAAGAAAAAAGACAAAUCAGAUAAGCUGCCAAAGAAGGACAAGUCAAAAAGGAAAGGGAAGGAACAUGAAGGAAAAAAGAGGAUAGCAGCGAGGCCUGGAAAAAAUAUGAACAAGAAGACUGAAAUAGAAAAUAAGGAGUACCAGAAUCCUACAAAGAAACCAGCACCUCCUUCAAAGGGAGCUCUUGCUACAUUCUUGGAAUAUUUUGAAAACAGAAGGCGGUUAAUUCUGAUUACUGCUCCAUCAGAGGAGAACAACAUGUAUGUGCAGCAGAGGGAUGAAUAUCUAGAGCAUGUAUGUGAAAUGGCUAUCAGGAAGAUCUCUAUCAUCACCAUAUUUGGCACUUUCACCAACAGCACCAUGAAAAUUGAUCAUUACCAGCUUGAAAAUGACAAACCUAUGAAGGGCCUGCGGCAGGAGGAUCUGGUGAACCAGGAGCUCAUCACAGAUCUGAGGACAGCGUUCAGAAUGACCUACAAUGAUUUCUAUAUGGUGCUUACUGAUAUGGACAUGAAAUGGAAGCAAUUUUAUGAGGUCCCAAUUGCCAUGAAGGCAGUAUUUGGCUACAUCGAUACCUUCUCUUCUCGCAUCAGAGAAAUGGAGCAACAAAAGCGCGAUGGGGUGACAUGUAAAAAAGAAGACAAGCCACGAUCAUUGGAAAACUUUCUGUCCAGGUUCAGGUGGAGACGCAGACUUUUUGUGAUAUCAGCUCCCAAUGAUGAAGAGUGGGCCUAUCAGCAGCAGCUCUAUGCCCUCUCCAGUCAGGCGUGCAACCUUGGGCUUCGUCAUAUAUCUGUUUUAAAGCUACUGGGCACUGAGAUAAUAGACAUGGGUGGAGUGUUGGAGCUCUACCCCAUUAAUGGCAGUGCAACAGUGGACCGUGAGGGCUUGUCAGCAACACUGGUGAGAGACAUCAGGAAUUAUUUCCAGAUCAGCCCUGAAUAUUUCUCCAUGUUGCUGGUGGGCAAAGAUGGUAAUGUAAAGUCCUGGUACCCAUCACCAAUGUGGUCCAUGGCCAACAUUUAUGAUCUGAUCGACUCCAUGCAGCUACGUAGGCAGGAGAUGGCCAUCCAACAGAGCCUGGGCAUGCGCUGCCCUGAGGAUGAGUAUGGUUCCUAUGGCUAUCACCAUGGUUACCACAAUGGCUAUCAGGAGGGAUAUCAUGAAGGAUAUGGUUACUAAAGGCUAUGUCAGUUUGUGAGCUAUCCAAAAGGAGUCUAUAUUAUGCAGUGGACUGAAGUUCAGCAUCAAAUGUCACACAAUCAUACUUACUCUUUUUAACUGUUUUUUUUUCUUCAUUUAUCAUUUAAAGUUAAACAUGUCUUAUGUUUUAUAAAGGUCUAUUAUCUCUCCCUGACAGAGUAUAUAGUGUUUUACAGCCAGUGACAUUAUCUUUUGUAGAUAAAAGCUGAAGAAAUUUGUAUUAUUUUCUGGCUGAUCAUUGUCAGGGUCACAGCCAGGUUUCUGUUAAUGGAAACUGGUUUGGAUUUUUUUUUUUACUCCACUGUAAAUCAUUGUUACACACAUACACACAAACACACACACAUAUAUAUGUGUGUGUGUGUGUUUGUGUGUGUGUACUGUGUGCCUAUUUAUAAUGAUGUUAAUAAAAAUAACUUUAUAGCUUUA